AUGGACAAAGAGUGGACUAAAUUACCGUGGUUUAGUCAAGAGUACAUCAACGGUGUUACUCGAUUUUUAGACUUUGCCUUCACUAAAGGAAGUCCUCAAGGAGGUGAACUUCUAUGCCCUUGUGCUAAGUGUAAAAAUAUAUAUUGGAAAACCAGGGAUAUUAUUAGGGAUCACCUAAUAGCCAAAGGUUUUCUAGACGGUUAUGACGUUUGGGUGCACCAUGGGGAGAAACUACAAAGGUCUAUGGAAAUUGGUGAUGGGAUGGAAGAUCAAGAUGGAUCACAUGAUGACAUUCCUGGCUUAUUGCAUGACAUAUAUGGAGAUAGGGCAGAAGCACACGGAGUUGGUGAAGGUCCCAAUGACGAGGCUAGAACGUUUUACAGUUUGAUUAAAGAGGCGGAACAAGAACUGUACCCUGGAUGCAAAGACUUCUCUUCGUUAUCAUUCACGAUUCGACUCUACUUGUUGAAAUGUCUCCACGGCUGGAGCAAUACGUCAUUCACUGCCCUAUUAGAAUUAUUGAAAGAAGCAAUGCCUGAUUUGAACAUUCCGGAAUCAUUUUACAAGACAAAAGCCAUGAUAAGUGGUUUAGGCCUUGAUUAUAAGAAGAUAGAUGCGUGCCCAAAUGAUUGCAUGCUAUUUUGGAAGGAGCAUGAAAAGGACAAUUCUUGCACUAUUUGUGAAGCUUCACGGUGGAAACAAAAUGCUGCAACUGAAGGAUGCGAGUCUGAGCAACCCAAAAAUGACUGUAGAGUUCCUGCAAAAGUUUUGAGGCACUUUCCGUUGAUUCCUAGACUACAAAGGUUGUUCAUGUGUUCGAAGACAGCUGAGUCAAUGAGAUGGCAUGAAGAAGAGCGCUCAAAGGAUGGAAAAUUGAGGCAUCCUGCUGACGGUAAAGCGUGGAAGGACUUUGAUGAGCUCCAUCCAGAUUUUUCUAGUGAGUCCCGCAAUGUAAGACUUGGCUUAACGAGUGAUGGGUUUAAUCCAUUUAGGACCAUGAGCUUAUCUCAUAGUACAUGGCCUGUCUUGAUGAUGGUAUACAACACACCACCUUGGCUGUCCAUGAAACCUGAAUAUACAAUGUUGUCAUUGUUGAUUCCUGGACCAAAAUCUCCAGGCAACGAUAUCGAUGUUUACCUCCAACCACUGAUAGAGGAGCUAAAGGAGUUAUGGGAAUCCGGCAUAGAGACAUAUGAUUCUUCAAUGAAUCAAACUUUUCAAAUGCGUGCAGCUCUUCUGUGGACAAUUAGUGACUACCCUGCUUAUGCUAUGUUGUCGGGAUGGAGCACCAAAGGAAAAUUGGCGUGUGCUUGUUGUAAAUCUAACACCAAUUCGUUAUACCUCAAACACAGUCAUAAGAUGUGUUAUAUGGACCACCGUACCUUUUUACCAAGAACUCAUUCUUGGAGAGACGAUGUCAAAUCAUUUAACGGAGAAGAAGAACAUAGAACUGCACCAUCCAUUAUUGUUGGAACUCUUUUGGACAUCAUGGGGAAGACAAAAGAUCAUAUUAAAGCCCGUUAUGAUUUGCAAGAAAUGGGAAUUAGAGAAAAACUUCAUCCAAGGGAGAUUGGUGGAGGACGUUCAGAGUUUGCAAAAGCGUGUUUUUCAAUGACUCCGCACGAGAAGUCAAUUUUUUGUGGAGUUAUAAAGGCUGCCAAGUUACCAGAUGGGACUGCAUCAAAUAUUUCAAAAUGUGUACAAGUUGGUGACAGAAAAAUAUCUGGUUACAAGAGUCAUGAUGCGCAUUUCAUGUUACACUAUUUGUUGCAAAUCGCAGUAAGAAGCACAAUGCCCAAGGAGGUGGCAACCCCACUAAUUCGUCUUGGUUCCUUUUUCCGCUCUCUAUGUCAGAAAGUUGUACAAGUGGAAGAUUUAGAUUACCUAGAAAAUGAGAUUGCAGAGAUACUUUGUCAGUUGGAGAUGAUAUUUCCUCCAAGUUUCUUUGACAUAAUGGUUCACUUGCCUAUUCACCUUGUAAAUGAAGUUAGAUUGGGUGGUCCUGUUCAAUUUCGAUGGAUGUAUCCCACCGAAAGAUACUUGUGUAAACUUAAGAACUAUGUCCGCAAUAGAGCUUAUCCUGAAGGUUCUAUUGCCAAGGGGUAUCUGGCUGAAGAAGCUAUAACAUUUUGCUCAAGGUAUUUGCAUAGCAAUGUAGAUACAAGGUUUAAUAGGAAGAGUCGGAAUUAUGAUGUUACCGAUUCACUUGAAACAGAUCCAGAUGAUUACUUUACAACUUCCGGUCGUCCUUUAGGGGGGGCAGGCAAACCCUUUCAUCUUGAUGUGAAAUCAAAGGAUGAUGCCCAUCGAUACAUCUUAUUCAAUUGCAAUGAAGUUCAAAUUUACAUCAGUGAGCAUGAUCAAAGUGUUAAUUCAAACACUAACAAAAGGAAGUGGACCAAGGCCAAAACUCAAAGUAAAGAAUUUAGUGAAUGGUUUAAAACUCGUGCCCAGAAUGAUGAUGUGCCAUUACAACUUGAAAAACUUUCUAGAGGUCCUAAUUUUGUUGCAAAGAGGUAUCCAGGUUAUGUCAUUAAUGGAUAUAGGUUCCAUACUAGGAAACGAGAUACAAAUCGCAAAACUCAAAAUUCUGGCGUAACUUUAGUUUCACUAACUUCAAGUUUCGCUAGCUCCAAGGAUGGAAAUCCUAGGACAGAACCCAUCACAUAUUAUGGAACCAUUGUUGAUAUAAUUGAGUUAUACUACUAUGGAAAUUUCAACUUUGUAUUGUUUAAGUGCGAUUGGUUUGAGGUUGAAAAAGACAAAUACGGACUUACUUGUGUGCGUUUCAAUAAGAAAAUUUAUCAGAAUGAUCCAUUUGUGCUACCUUCUCAAGUUCAUCAAUGUUACUAUAUCCAAGACCCUUUUGAUCCAAACCGGCAUUAUGCUCUGCAAACAGUUCCACGAGAUUUCUUUAACAUUGCUGAACCGUCAAACUUACAAGCUGAAAGUGGAGAAAAUAGUGAUGGUGAUGGUGAAUUAAAUUGGGUUAGGGAAGACAUACCUGCAACAAUAGCUGAAACACCUUAUGAAAUGAAUGAAGCUGAAAGUGAUGGAGAGGAUUUUGAUUAUGAUGAUACCCUAUUUGAUUUCAUGGACUAA
This is a messenger RNA of Vicia villosa (hairy vetch), 3102 nucleotides long. RefSeq lists its product as uncharacterized. Bases 1 to 3102 code for a protein of 1033 amino acids. NCBI's taxonomy places the organism in Eukaryota, Viridiplantae, Streptophyta, Magnoliopsida, Fabales, Fabaceae. The transcript has 3 exons. The record is from RefSeq and is a predicted model, not a curated record.